CAUCUCACGCACCCGGAAGCCAGCGACGACACUAUCACCCAGCGACGUCCCACCACAACACCGCCAACAUGUCCGAGUCUCAAGGCCACCGUCUAUAUGUGAAGGGCAAGCACCUUUCAUACCAGAGAGGCAAGCGCAACACCAACCCAAACACAUCGCUCAUCAAGGUUGAGGGCGUCGACGACCCCAAGGCCGCAUCGUUCUACCUGGGCAAGCGCAUCGCAUACGUCUACCGCGCCAAGAAGGAAAUCAGAGGAUCCAAGAUCCGAGUCAUCUGGGGCAAGGUCACACGAACACACGGCAACUCCGGAUUGGUACGCGCACAGUUCAGGCACAACCUGCCAUCCAAGUCGUUCGGCGCCAUGGUGCGCAUCAUGCUCUACCCAUCCUCGAUAUAGAUACGACCAGCCGCAUGAUACCUGCGAUCAAUACGACAUGCAUUCGGGAGCGAUGAGGAGGGUGACGGCUUUGGGCGGCAGUGUAGACAGCAGGAGGACGCAGUAGGGCUUGGUUGUCUCGAAGCGAUCUGCCUGCUGUCACCACCAUAGGCGAUGGCGUCAAAAGGAAAUUCGUCAGGAUGACAGAUAAGCGGUCCUGUUUCUCAGCCACGGAAAGAAUAAGACAUUCAACCCCAAAAGAGAAGCCCUUGAUGAAAACAUAUCAGCGCGAAUAUCCAGCUGACGCAUGAUGUCCAAUAUUGAGAGAAUACCGUUUCGUGGCCUUCGGCCAGCUGUGAUGUACGCCAUGAAACAGAGGAACUGACUCAGCAGAUGACAACGCGAAGAAGGACCGAUCAUAACAGAGCCGCACCAUACCGUCCACUGCGUUCGCCAUGUUUUGAUACGAAUGGACUUGAAAAAACCUUCCAGUUACUCAGCGCCCCCUUCAACACGACUCCCCACAGCUAGCUAGCCUCUGUCCACCCCUUGGCCCCUCACUUUCACCGACAUAUCUCCCCUUCGCCAGUCCCACCCAAUCCCGUACAACUAGGUACCAUACGCCUGAUCGAGAGCCCUGCUUCUUCAACAGAG
Sphaerulina musiva SO2202 is the source of this 1031-nucleotide messenger RNA. Its product is annotated as 60S ribosomal protein L33. NCBI's taxonomy places the organism in Eukaryota, Fungi, Ascomycota, Dothideomycetes, Mycosphaerellales, Mycosphaerellaceae. Gene Ontology annotation, cellular component: ribosome; cytosolic large ribosomal subunit. Gene Ontology annotation, molecular function: structural constituent of ribosome. The transcript is spliced from 3 exons. Gene Ontology annotation, biological process: ribosomal large subunit biogenesis; cytoplasmic translation. The coding region runs from base 69 to 398 and encodes 109 amino acids. The record is from RefSeq and is a predicted model, not a curated record.